UGAGGCCCGGUGUGCGCGUCAGGCUGGAGGGCAUCCAGUCCAAGCCAGAGCUGAACGGCUUGGAGGGCACGCUGGUUGCCUUCCACGAGGAGAAGGGCCGCUGGCAGGUCCAGCUCGAUGGCGAGACCGAGUGCAAGCUCUUCAAGGGUGCAAGCCUCGCCUGGAUUGCCAGCGCUCCCUCCGAGGUGGUCCUGGCUUCGAGCGCCGCAGCCAGCUCGGCGGAGGUCGUCACCCACGUGGGCCCCAUCUUCGCCGCCAUCUACGAGGACUCCCAGCAGUGGCUGCUGGGCGGCGAGGCCCGCUCGGGCCUCGGCUCCAGCGAGGCGGCCACGCGGCCGCUGCGGAGGUUCCUGGAGGCGUUCCUGCGGGGCAAGGGCGUGUCCUCCGUCGUGGACGCGGGGUGCGGCCACUGGCCGUCCGGGUAUCAGCGCUUCGUGGACUGGAGCGGCGCGUCCUACGUCGGCGCGGACGUGGUCCCCUUCGUGCUCGACGAGAACAGGGCCUACCUGGAGAGGCCCAGCCGCCUCGCGGCCUGCGGCCUCAGAUCCGCCAGGUUCGUGGCCGCGGACGCCUGCUCUCGGGAGCUGCCGCCAGCAGACCUGCUGUUCGUGAAGGACGUGCUGAUGCACCUGCCGAACCUCGCCGUCGCCACCUUCCUGCGCAGCCACGUCGCCACCGCAGAGCCGAGGUACCGCUUCGUGAUGCUGGUGCAGAACAGGUCGCCCCUCCAGGGUGUCCGCGAGAUGGUCGACAUCGAGUUCGGGCAGCUGCUGCCGUUUGACGUGCGGGAUCCCCCUUUCGAGGCGCCCUUCCGCGAGGUCUUCUCCUGGACCAGCGACGAGGAGAAGGGCGUCUACCUCUGGGAGGCGCCGUCGGCUCCGACCUGAGUUCUGGCCUGCGCCGGGCGCGGCCCGCAGGGUCUCUCUCCCCUGCUCGAUGCGGCGUUGCCUGCGCACCGGUCCUCGCCCGCCACA
Molecule: messenger RNA, 974 nt
Organism: Prorocentrum cordatum
Lineage: Eukaryota; Dinophyceae; Prorocentrales; Prorocentraceae
Source: the annotation of a GenBank genome assembly